This is a messenger RNA of Cynoglossus semilaevis (tongue sole), 2375 nucleotides long. RefSeq names its product SMAD family member 7 (gene smad7). The coding region runs from base 865 to 1995 and encodes 376 amino acids. Gene Ontology annotation, biological process: cell differentiation; anatomical structure morphogenesis; SMAD protein signal transduction. Lineage: Eukaryota; Metazoa; Chordata; Actinopteri; Pleuronectiformes; Cynoglossidae. Gene Ontology annotation, molecular function: transcription regulator inhibitor activity; I-SMAD binding. The record is from RefSeq and is a predicted model, not a curated record. The transcript is spliced from 5 exons. Gene Ontology annotation, cellular component: heteromeric SMAD protein complex.
GAAAGGAUGUCCUGGAUUAGAAGACUGUUAGGAUCAAGUUAAGACCAAAUACCGGUUAGAGGAUCCUCAAACGCGUCUCGACUACACGGUUCGAGCUUCAGUCCUGGAUUUGAGCCUCAGCUCUGUGGACGAGACUCUUUCUCUGCCAGCAAACCGACCACAUCUCCUGCAGACCAGAGCUGCAUAUUGAAACUAUAACGGAUAAACAGAAGGAAAGAAAGAACGAGAAAGACAGAAAGACAGCUACUCCUUGCAGUCGGUCCAGGAUUUAUUUUUAUUUUUUUGUGUGGAUUUAAUAUUUUUGAAGACACGACGGCGGCCAGACGGGGUUUUCAUGGGAUAACCGUGAUAGACGGUAAUAAGGCCUCGGGUUUAGUCUCACUUCCAGCUCGACUGAGCCACACGAAACAGUCAGAUGUGUUUUUGUAGCUUUGGUUGAAAAUCGACGCAGUUGCUUGGGCUUUUUAAGGGGUCAGACGACAGAGCCGCACAGGCUGCAACAUCACCAAGUGAUUGGCAACGUAUCGAAGGCAACAUGCGUCUGUGUUUGUGCCUCUGAAUUUCCAGCAGGCUGCGAGAUCCACUGGUUGAAAACGCCACGGGCUGAUGGUCGUUUACCCCCCAGAGGAGGAGCUGACUGUCCCGUGAACCUCCGGGGUUUUUUUCUCGCUGAUAUCUAGGCUGUGGGAGAAGGCGACAGAGAGACUGGCGUAUGCUACAGAUUUCCUCUGCUUAUCCGGCUCCCAGUUUUUCCACCGUAUUUUCUCAGGCUGCUUGUCACCGCCUGGACUCGGAUCCCGGAAUCUUCAUGAUUUGCGGACAUCAUGCUCGUUUUUUAGCCGGGGAAACCUCUUUUCGUCCCGCAUGUUUAGGACCAAACGAUCGGGGCUCAUCCGGCGACUCUGGAGGAGCCGUGCGCCCGUGGAGGGCGACGGAGAAACGGACAGAGGGACGCAUGGCUCCGGGGGCUGCUGCAUGGGCAAAACGGCAAAGGUGGCCAAACCCAACGCCGGGUCGGAGGCUGAAUUGAAGGCGUUGACCCACUCCAUACUCAAAAAGAUCAAAGAAAAACAAUUAGAGGUGCUUUUGCAGGCGGUGGAGUCCAAGGGGGGAGCCCGGAGCCCCUGCUUGCUCCUGCCCAGCAAAGUGGACGCCAAAGUGGGUCAACAGUCUUACUCUCUCCCCAUGCUGCUCUACAAAGUGUUCAGGUGGCCGGACCUCAGGCAUUCCUCGGAGCUGAAGAGGCUGUCUUGCUGUGAAUCCUACGGGAAAAUCAACCCAGAGCUCGUUUGCUGCAACCCGCACCACAUGAGCAGACUUUGUGAACUCGAGUCUCCUCCUCCUCCAUAUUCUCGCUAUCCCAUGGACUAUCUUAAACCACCAGAUUCUCCAGACUCUGGACCUUCAUCCAGUGAUAUUGGGGGAACGACACACUCGGCCCCUGUGGGGCUUUCAGAUUCCAUGGCAAUGCAGGAGUCUGGCGAGCGGGCCCACUGGUGCGUGGUGGCAUACUGGGAGGAGAAGACACGCGUUGGACGCCUCUACUCAGUCCAGGAGUCCUCUCUGGACAUCUUCUAUGAUCUACCUCAGGGGAAUGGCUUCUGCCUGGGUCAGCUCUGCUCUGAUAACAAGUCCCAGCUGGUGCAGAUGGUGCGUGCCAAGAUCGGCUAUGGCAUCCAGUUGACGCGUGAGCCAGACGGGGUGUGGGUCUACAACCGCAGCUGCUACCCUAUCUUCAUAAAGUCGGCCACACUGGACAACCCGGACUCACGCACGCUGCUAGUGCACAAGGUGUUCCCCGGUUUCUCCAUCAAAGCUUUUGACUAUGACAAGGCCGGCAGCCUGCAGCGGCCGAACGACCACGAGUUCACACAGCAGCCGCGCACGGGCUUCACAGUGCAGAUAAGCUUUGUGAAAGGCUGGGGUCAAUGCUACACCAGACAGUUCAUCAGUAGCUGCCCAUGCUGGUUGGAAGUCAUCUUCAACACCCGAUAGCAGCAGCCUUUCCUCUCCUCCACCCUCCUCGCCUCUUUUCGCCCUCCCCCAUCGACAAACAGACUUCACCUCCUUUCCUAUUUUGUUCCAGAGGUUCAAAGAGAGAAAAAAAAAGGUUUUAAAAAGAAGAUGAAAGUAUAAGAUUCUGACGGACUUUGUUUAUUAAAAGACAAAGAUUUAAUUAAAUAAAAUAAGAAGUGAAAAAUGUAUUUUAUGUUAUAUAUAAAUAUAUUAUUAAUUGUAAAUACGAAGACGUUUUAUAUGCAUCAUUAUUUAUGUAUUGUGCAAUGUGUUGAUGAGAAAAAGUAAAUAAGAUGCACUUUGCUUAAUAUAAAUGCAAAAACAAAGAAAUGCCAAAAUAAAAAAAAAUGUACAAACAA